Megalobrama amblycephala (Wuchang bream) is the source of this 2067-nucleotide messenger RNA. RefSeq names its product shootin 2 (gene shtn2). The transcript has 17 exons. Bases 113 to 1804 code for a protein of 563 amino acids. The record is from RefSeq and is a predicted model, not a curated record. Lineage: Eukaryota; Metazoa; Chordata; Actinopteri; Cypriniformes; Xenocyprididae.
AGCGGUACCUUAGUUUCAGUUCUUCCUACCAAGUACACUGUCAUACAGAGAGCGACAGACACAGAAGCAGAGAAGGAUUUAGAAGCUUAGACGCUAACAAGAAGCUUGAGAAAUGAUGUGGAAUCUUGGAUCGGAUGAAAUAGUUUCAGAUUCUGAGGAGGAGAACGCCCUGUCUUCAGAAGAUGAAAGAGACAUUGAGUGCGAGAUUCUGGAGAAAGAGCGAGAUGAGGCGAAUAAAAAGCUGUCAAGGAUGGAGGAGGCCUCUUCUCAACUGCUCAAGGAGCUGGAUGUUUUAGAGAUGCAGUUUCAGAUUGAGCGGUCCUGCAGGGAGACCGCAGAGGCCUUUGCACUGAAGGUGACAAAAGAUUUCAAGACAUUAAAGAGGCAAAGCCAAGCUAUACUUCCCUUGAUUCAAGAAAUGCCAGAAAACUUCUCCAUCCUCGAGGCUGAUCCCAGCUCUGAGCUGGUCCCUGAGGAAGAGGGUGGUGAAGAUCCGCUUCUCAUGAGUCAGAACCAAAUUAGAGAACUGCAGUCUUCUGUAGACCGGUUACUUGGGGAGAAAUUUCAACUCAGUGAGCAGGUGGAGCUUCUUAAGAAAGAGAAGGAAGAUUUGACAGAAAAGUUGGUGUUGGAAGUUGGGGAGAAAGAGGCCCUUCUGAGGAAGUUCAGUAAGCAGAGUAGGACUGUGAAUAAAAUCAAGAGAGUGUCCCAGCUGGUUACAGAAGAGUUUACAGAGAUGUCUCAGAAGCUUGAAAUGGAGCAAGGACUCAGACAGCAUGCUGAAGUUUUUGCACACCAGAUGCUGGUGAAACAGAGAGAAACCCAGAGACAGAUUCAGAACGCAGAGACUGAGAAACAACUACAACAGGCCCUGAGUCAAGUGACUGACAUCAGCAAAGCUCUGGAAGAGAUACGACUCUGUUACCAAAACCAGAUGUCACAGACAGCAGCUGAGGAUCUCAAUGCUCUGACAGAUCUGACUGCAGUAAGAACAAAGCUGGAGAUCAGCGAGAAAGAGAAGAGCGAGAUUGAGUCUCAGCUGAGAGACUCACAGCAAUCUGUUACUGCACUUCAGAAGGAAAUCAUGGUGCUUCAGGAUAAACUGAGAGAAAUAAAGAAAAUUCCUUCAAUCCAAUAUGACCAAUCGAAAGUGGCGAAUGAAAAUCCAGCUAGUCCACCAUCACUGCCGUCACCUCCUCUUCCACCUCCUCCACCACCUCCACCUCCUCCACCACCUCCUCCAUCUUCAGCUGUCACUGACCCGCUGAAGGCCUUGAGGAAUAGAAAAAAGGGUGGAGACAGCACCACUCAAACUGCGAAACCCGCAAUUACGGAGGACAUGAAGUCCAGAGCUGUGGAUGAAAUGAUGGAAAGAAUCAAGAAAGGCAUUGUUCUUAAACCUAUUCUCAAACCACCACAGGUUGUAACAGAGGAUGAAACUGCAUGGAAGGAGCAGAGGUCUGAAAACCGGAAGUCAGCUGUGCUGGAAUUACAGGGGAUGCUGGUUUCCAUGAAGAGGCCUGGCCCUCGAAGGGUGGAAUCUAAACGCUUCAGCCGUAAUGUUGGGGAGGCAGAGCUUCAGAUGGUGCUUCAGAGAAGGAGGCGGGCCAUGGGGGACGAAAAAGGGACCCCACCUCCUCCAACUAAACCCAAAGAUUCACCCGCUGCCGUGCCGGUCUCGAGCUCUUCGCCCUGGGCGGGGGAGAGUGGAAGCGCCCCUGUCCUCCGCAGACUUCAGCAGAACCGCGAGAAGAGAGUCUCUCGCAUAAAGGCUUCCGAGUCCAUUAUAUGGGAAGAAAAGUGAGAUUUGAGGGGUCUUUUAUUCUGACCUUCUGCACUUUUGAGAAACACGAUGUUGAACUAAGUAUGACUUCAACACCUAUUUCCUUCUGUCAUAUGCCUUUUGGAAUUUGUUUAGAGUAAAUGUCACAUAAAUGCUGAAUAAAACGUUAACCCUGUUAACUAUGGUAUGAAAGCAGCCAUGGAAAAACCAAGGACCCCUGCAUUCAAAAAUGAAUUAUGAAAGAAAUAAAAGACAUUCUGCACAUACUCAGUCUGUCUUUUCUU